This is a messenger RNA of Sparassis crispa, 879 nucleotides long. RefSeq lists its product as hypothetical. NCBI's taxonomy places the organism in Eukaryota, Fungi, Basidiomycota, Agaricomycetes, Polyporales, Sparassidaceae. The record is from RefSeq and is a predicted model, not a curated record. The coding region runs from base 1 to 879 and encodes 292 amino acids. The transcript has 10 exons.
AUGACGAAGCGGUCAAUUAGGGCGUGCUCAAUUCACGCACCACAGGAAACUGUAGGCAUCACUUCCAUUUGCGACAGUGCACGCAGCAGGACCGGAUGUGCUCUCGUUCAACUGGUACACACACGAGUCGAUACACCCCGUUACAUUCAGAGGUGCGGUCCCAUUAAGAUAGCUGGCCGGCGCGGUUACUCGAUGCCCUCCUCAUCCCGAGGGCUACAUAACAUACCGAUUGUUGCGCUCCGGAAGCAUCUGCCAAUUGUGGAAACACGGAAGUUCCUCGCACCACUCUCAUACAACACCUUCACCCAGUUAACGGCGCAGCGCGGCCACCCCGACGUCGUUCGUGCCGAUCCAGAGUGUGUAGAUCGUGUCGUACGGAUUCAAUUCCAGCGUGCCGUUCGUCACUUCCUCGAAAUACGUCGGGAGCUGGCUCUCGAAGACGGAGGGGAACGGUCUCGCCGUCAGAUUGUUGGAGCACGUCGCGCCGGAACGCGCGAACGGGUAGAGCGUGAGGUUCCCGUCCUCUGCUGCGAAGAUGGGCCAUGCGAUACCGUGAUCGCCUGGCACGGCCUGCGUUGCGCGUCGGACAUGGUGAUACAUGGAAUCUCCAAAUGUCACGAGAAGGAGACCAAAGGCCGCGACGAGGUUCCGGAUAGCCAUGCUCAGUCCGUCGAAUACGGACACUGGAGGGAUUAUCUGCUGCGUGCUCGGUCACGAGGACCUAGCGGGCGUCCGAGGAAUCAAGACUGCCUUACUGGCUUCGUACAUUCUCUUGCCCACACACCCAGGAAUCUGAAAACACCAGUGGGUGACGGGGUAUUUCUACCGCCGACGCGGGCCGUGGUAUCCCAAACCUGUUCACACUGGCAGCCAACCUAG